AUGGUUCCUGCUGGACAAGUUCCCCAGUUCCAUCUAUAUUUUGACAAUUACUUCACGAAUUUAGAUCUUAUGGUGCACUUGAAUAAACUACAAAUAAAAUGUACCGGGACCAUAAGAGAGAAUCGAGUAGCUGACAAGAACGUGAUCAGUAAGACGUCUAAACGCGGAACGUAUGUCGUGAAGCAUGAUAAAAACAGUGGCAUAAAUUAUAUAACGGCUAUGGAUUCGAAGUUAGUUUCAAUCAUAUCUACUGCUGCUGGAGUAACACCUUUAUCAGACUCUAAGAGGUACAGUUCGGAAUCAAAGGCCAAGAUUGAUAUACCGUUCCCACAAGCUUUUCAUCUGUACAAUCGAUUUAUGGCUGGGACCGAUGCGAGUACCGUGGACUUGGGGGCUGUGCUCACGCAAACGAUAAGUAACGUCGAGCGCGUCAUAGAAUAUGCCAGCCGAGUCCUCACGGAUGCUGAGAAGAAGUACAGCACAACGGAGCUCGAAUGCUUAGCUGUCAUUUGA
Molecule: messenger RNA, 513 nt
Organism: Odontomachus brunneus
Lineage: Eukaryota; Metazoa; Arthropoda; Insecta; Hymenoptera; Formicidae
Product: piggyBac transposable element-derived protein 3-like
Exons: 2
Coding region: 1-513 (170 amino acids)
Source: RefSeq, a predicted model, not a curated record